Pelobates fuscus (common spadefoot toad) is the source of this 3845-nucleotide messenger RNA. RefSeq names its product adaptor related protein complex 2 subunit beta 1 (gene AP2B1). Gene Ontology annotation, cellular component: membrane coat; clathrin adaptor complex. The record is from RefSeq and is a predicted model, not a curated record. Lineage: Eukaryota; Metazoa; Chordata; Amphibia; Anura; Pelobatidae. Bases 142 to 3018 code for a protein of 958 amino acids. Gene Ontology annotation, biological process: vesicle-mediated transport; intracellular protein transport. The transcript has 23 exons. Gene Ontology annotation, molecular function: clathrin binding.
CCGCCGCUGGCUUUCCGUAGUCGCUCUCUGUGCAGCUGCUUCUUUCCUCCCGGGGCUCGUCCAUUUCCGGUCUCAUAUUCCAUCCAGAAUCCGCUACUGAGCUCACUGGACCGGUGAUUUGAAGAAGAGACAGAGUGAGCCAUGACCGACUCAAAGUAUUUCACCACCAACAAGAAAGGAGAGAUCUUCGAGUUGAAGGCAGAGUUGAACAAUGAAAAGAAGGAAAAACGCAAGGAGGCUGUGAAAAAGGUUAUCGCAGCCAUGACCGUGGGCAAAGAUGUCAGCUCCCUGUUUCCAGAUGUGGUGAACUGCAUGCAAACAGACAACUUGGAACUGAAGAAGCUUGUAUACCUGUACCUGAUGAACUAUGCCAAGAGCCAACCAGACAUGGCUAUUAUGGCUGUGAAUAGCUUUGUGAAGGAUUGUGAGGACCCCAACCCUCUAAUCCGUGCCUUAGCUGUGCGCACCAUGGGCUGUAUCCGCGUAGAUAAAAUUACGGAAUACCUCUGUGAACCACUUCGAAAGUGCUUGAAAGAUGAGGACCCAUAUGUGCGCAAGACCGCCGCUGUAUGCGUAGCCAAACUCCAUGACAUCAAUGCGCAGAUGGUGGAAGAUCAGGGUUUCCUUGACUCACUGCGAGAUUUGAUUGCAGACUCCAACCCAAUGGUCGUUGCCAAUGCUGUGGCAGCUCUGUCUGAGAUCAGCGAGUCUCACCCAAACAGUAACCUACUGGACCUAAAUCCCCAGAAUAUUAAUAAACUGCUGACUGCUCUCAACGAAUGUACGGAGUGGGGACAGAUAUUCAUCUUGGACUGCCUGUCUAAUUACAAUCCCAAGGAUGAAAGGGAGGCACAGAGCAUUUGUGAACGGGUCACUCCUCGGCUGUCCCAUGCCAACUCUGCUGUGGUCCUGUCGGCUGUAAAGGUUUUAAUGAAAUUCCUGGAGCUGCUGCCUAAAGAUUCUGAUUAUUACACCAUGCUGCUAAAGAAACUGGCACCUCCACUUGUCACCCUUCUUUCUGGAGAACCAGAGGUGCAGUACGUAGCUCUGAGGAACAUAAACCUCAUUGUCCAAAAACGACCUGAAAUUUUGAAACAAGAAAUCAAAGUAUUCUUUGUCAAAUACAAUGAUCCCAUUUAUGUAAAGUUGGAGAAAUUGGAUAUUAUGAUACGCUUAGCAUCUCAAGCAAAUAUUGCUCAGGUGUUGGCAGAGCUGAAGGAAUACGCCACCGAGGUGGAUGUGGAUUUUGUCCGCAAGGCUGUCCGUGCCAUAGGCCGCUGCGCCAUCAAAGUUGAACAAUCUGCAGAGCGUUGUGUGAGCACCCUGCUUGAUCUCAUACAGACUAAAGUCAACUAUGUUGUGCAGGAAGCCAUUGUCGUCAUCAGAGACAUCUUCCGAAAAUACCCUAACAAGUAUGAGAGCAUCAUAGCCACACUGUGUGAGAAUCUGGACUCCUUAGAUGAGCCAGAUGCUCGCGCCGCCAUGAUCUGGAUUGUUGGAGAAUACGCAGAACGCAUUGACAAUGCAGAUGAACUCUUAGAGAGUUUCUUGGAGGGGUUCCACGAUGAGAGCACACAGGUGCAGCUUACUCUUCUUACUGCUAUUGUUAAACUGUUCCUGAAGAAGCCCUCUGAGACCCAAGAGCUGGUGCAACAGGUUCUGAGCUUGGCUACACAGGAUUCUGAUAACCCAGACCUGCGUGACCGUGGUUACAUUUAUUGGCGCCUGCUUUCCACCGACCCAGUAACUGCCAAAGAGGUGGUGCUAUCAGAGAAGCCACUGAUCUCUGAGGAGACAGACCUUAUUGAACCCACUCUGCUGGAUGAAUUGAUUUGCCACAUUGGCUCUUUGGCAUCUGUCUACCACAAGCCCCCUAAUGCCUUUGUUGAAGGAAGCCAUGGAGUUCAUCGCAAGCACCUGCCUAUCCAACAUGGAAGCAUUGAUAUUGGAGACAGCCCGGUUGGACCUGCUCCAUCUGCUGCCCUUGAACAGCCUCAAGUCAUUCCCUCACAAGGAGACCUUCUUGGUGAUCUUCUUAAUCUAGAUCUGGGACCUCCAGGGAAUGUGCCACAAGUGUCCACUAUGCAGAUGGGAGCUGUAGACCUUCUAGGAGGUGGCCUAGACAGUCUGAUGGGAGAGGAUACGCAAUGGCUGGGAAGUGACCUUGGUGGAGGCAUUGGUGGAAGUCCAGCGGUUGGCCAAACCUUUAUUCCAUCCUCUGUUCCUGCAACAUUUGCUCCAUCCCCUACUCCAGCCGUGGUCAGCAGUGGCCUGAAUGACUUGUUCGAGCUGUCCACAGGAAUUGGAAUGGCCCCAGGAGGAUUUGUUGCGUCAAAGGCUGUCUGGCUCCCAGCUGUGAAAGCCAAAGGACUUGAGAUCUCUGGUACCUUCUCCCAUAGGCAGGGACAUAUCUACAUGGACAUGAACUUCACCAACAAGGCCCUGCAGCACAUGACUGACUUUGCUAUUCAGUUUAACAAGAACAGCUUUGGAGUCAUUCCCAGUGCCCCCCUGGUUAUCCACACACCCCUCAUGCCAAACCAAAGCAUUGAUAUUUCUCUUCCUCUAAACACUCUUGGGCCUGUGAUGAAAAUGGAACCACUCAACAACCUUCAGGUGGCUGUGAAAAACAACAUUGAUGUCUUCUACUUCAGCUGUCUCAUACCUCUCCACGUGCUGUUUGUUGAGGAUGGAAAAAUGGAACGACAAGUCUUCCUGGCCACAUGGAAGGACAUCCCCAAUGAGAAUGAGCUACAGUUCCAGAUUAAAGAGUGCCACUUGAAUGCAGACUCUGUUUCUAGCAAGCUGCAAAAUAGCAAUGUUUACACCAUUGCCAAGCGAAACGUUGAAGGCCAAGACAUGCUUUACCAGUCCCUGAAGCUUACCAAUGGCAUCUGGAUCUUGGCUGAGCUGAGAAUCCAGCCUGGGAACCCUAAUUACACGUUGUCUCUGAAAUGCCGUGCUCCAGAGGUGUGCAAUUACGUGUACCAGGUCUAUGACUCCAUCCUGAAGAACUAAACAAGAACAUUCAUUGUCUGACUCAUUAUCUAGAUGUGCAUUAUCCAUUUUCCAUGUAAAAUGUCUCAAUUGUAUCACUGUAUCCUUUCUUCCUACUGGAUGAUCCAUUAAACUGUUUGGAAGUUCUGAGUUAGAGCAGUGUUAACCACCAGUCUCUUGGCUUCUCGAAUGGAUGGUGUUUGCUCUUAUAAAGGUUUCCAACUCCCCAAGGAAAUGUGGUGCCAGUAAAUGCCAAAAGGUAUUGGCCCCUUGCAGAUGCUGGGUUGUGUAUUGAAGUCUAAUACUUCCCGAUUUAGUCCUCCUUUACUUACAACAUAGUGGAUACAUAUUGCAUUACAUUUCAUUGUAUAGAUGUUCUGAGACCAAGAUAGAUUAUAGUAUAGCACAUGUAGGAACCAAAGUGAUUACAGUCCCUCAUUUGGAAGCCAUGCAUGAAAAUUGCAUUUGCCCCAACACAUUUCACUUGCAAAAGAGUAAACAUGUAGAAGCACUUAAGUUUAAUUUUACUGAUCUUUUAUGCAAGUGCCCUAGAUUAUUGUAUGAUGGGUUACCUAGUUAAUAGUGUGAUCAUCUUCUUGUGAUUGGUGAAGUUAAGUCCCAUUUCACAUUGGGUUAUUGUCACUUGUGUAUCAGCAUUGUUCCCUUUAUACAUUCACUGCUCCUCUUGACUUGUCCACAUAUUGACAUUCCAUACUUUUUUUUUUUUUUUUUGUAUGUGUUUUCCAAGCUGGAAGAAGAUAUUUGUUGUGUACUGUAAAAUCCAAUUUCCUACAUUGCAUUGAAAACAUAAAGCAUCAAUUAAACAAGUAAAAUGUAUUUCAGAUUUA